ACGUGGGUCUUACCAACUGCGAUCGAACGCGGACACGGCAGUAAUUCGGAGGAUCGAGGACAUCCCGCAUCAUUUCCGGACGUGUCCCAAGAGUGGAAAAUAACCGCGAAACCAAAGAGCAAUGUGUUCGCUGAGAUUGUUCCUUGUGCUGGGAUUGGUUCUCGUCGUUCAUUCUAUUGAUCCCAUCCGUGUUCUGUUGGUUCACGAAACGAAUAAUGUCGAUUCCGACCGUGCCUUCACUGCUGUACAAAGUUACCUAGAACGUACCAAAAUUCCUGGACUUAGCCUUGGAAUUGUGAGCCGUGUUGUGCUCGAUUCCACCCAAAAGUACCUGACAGUGGACGAUGUUUGUAGCCUCUAUGAUAAAUCUGUUGACGCGGGCAUUCCUCCUCAUCUGGUACUGGAUUUCACAUGGGCUGGACUCUCCUCGGAAGUCAUGAAGGCUCUGACACGUAACCUGGGCUUGCCCACAAUUAGCGGUUCCUACGGGGGUGUUGGAGAUCUAAAGCAAUGGAGCAACAUUGACGGUAAUCAGACAAAAUACCUGGUGCAGGUUAUGCCCCCAAGCGAUAUCAUCCCACAAUUAAUAGCGCUAGUUACCUCCAUGCAAAACAUGACGAACGCAGCCAUCCUCUACGACGAUAGUUUCGAUGUGACAAACAAGUACAAGUCGUUACUUAAGAACCGCCCUAUUCGCCACAUGUUUUCCAGGAUCGAGACCAACAUCAAUACUCAAAUAAGACGUCUUGAAGACAUGGAUAUCGUAAAUUAUUUCAUACUAGGAAAAGUUGAUCGUAUCAAUCAGGUUUUGAUGGCGGCGGCACAGGAAAAUUAUUUUGGCAAAAAAUAUUCUUGGUGUGCCUUGUCCAAGGAUGGUUCUUCAGAACCAUUUGUCAGGACUGAAAACGGUUCCAUUUUGUUUGCCACACCAACAAUUAACCCAGAUGUGGCAAAUGGCAUUUUGUACAAGACUUCUGGUCUCAAUACGGGUUACAGUGUUGAUACUGGUUUCUAUUUUGAUAUGACUUUAAGAGCUCUUACCGCUGUCAAGAACAUGAUUGAGGCCAACACAUGGCCGACUGAUAUGAUUUAUCCAAAAUGUAGCAGCUCAGAUAUAGUUGCUACUGUUAGGGAAAAUUUUGAUCUACGAAAGGCUUUCACUGACGCUAAUGUAGGAACGACAUUCGCCAAGCUGAUGUUAAAUGGAAAUGGUAAAUCUUACCCACAAGUGGAAAUGACGGUCAACCAAAUGAAUUUCAAAAAUAGCCGGCUUGAGUCGAAAAAUGCCCUAGGAAUAUGGAAAGCUGGAAUGCCGGGUGAAAUUGCUUUUGCUGCUGGACAAUCCAUUCGCCCUCUCCAAGUAAUCAGUGUAUUCAAAAUCGCCGUGGUGGUGCAAGCACCUUUUAUUAUGAAACGGAAUAGUAAUGGAACCGUCGAGUUCUACGGUUAUUGCGUCGAUCUCAUCAAAGACAUUCAAGCUAUUAUGGGAUUUGAAUAUGAGCUGUAUGAGGUACCUGACGGUAAAUACGGCAACAUGGACAGCAAAAUGAACUGGAAUGGCAUGAUUAAAGAGUUGAUGGAAAAGAGAGCUGAUAUAGGAUUAGGAGCUUUGGCUGUGAUGGCUGAGCGUGAAAAUGUUAUCGAUUUCACGGUGCCUUACUACGAUCUGGUGGGCAUAAGCAUUUUGAUGGCCAAGCCACAAGUCUCAACAUCCUUGUUUAAAUUUCUCACUGUGCUCGAAAACGACGUCUGGGGAUGCAUUUUAGCAGCUUACUUUUUUACUAGCAUCUUGUUGUGGAUUUUCGAUCGUUGGUCGCCAUACUCGUACCAAAAUAACAAGGAAAAAUACGCAGACGACCCUGAAGAAGAAAAGCGUGAAUUCUCUUUGAAAGAAUCUUUGUGGUUUUGCAUGACAUCCUUAACACCUCAGGGCGGUGGAGAAUCACCGAAGCAUUUGUCUGGACGUUUAAUUGCUGCCACUUGGUGGCUGUUUGGUUUCAUCAUUAUCGCUUCAUACACGGCCAACUUGGCUGCCUUCCUGACCGUGUCCCGUCUCGACUCGCCCGUCAACUCACUGGACGAUUUGUCAACUCAAUACAAGGUCCAGUACGCCCCGCAAAACGGCACUGAUGUUGCCACGUAUUUUGAACGCAUGGCCUACAUUGAAAAACGAUUCUACGAGAUUUGGAAGGACAUGAGCUUGAACGACUCUAUGAACGAAGUGGAACGUUCUAAAUUGGCCGUUUGGGACUAUCCAGUCAGCGACAAGUACACGAAAAUCUGGCAAUCUAUGCAGGACGCCGCCUUGCCACAAACGUUUGAAGAGGCAUUGACUCGCGUCCGUGCCUCAAACGCGGAAAAUAACGACGGAUUUGCCUUCCUCGGCGAUGCUACUGAUAUUCGUUAUCAAGUGCUAGUCAACUGUGACCUGCAAAUGGUGGGCGAGGAAUUCUCUCGCAAACCUUACGCUGUAGCUGUCCAGGAAGGUUCGCCGCUGAGGGAUCUGCUCAACGACGCUAUUCUGCGCUUGCUCAACCAGCGACGCCUAGAGACGCUCAAAGAGCGUUGGUGGACCGAUAAUCCAGAAAAGAAGGAAUGCGGUGAUACCAACGACCAAUCCGACGGCAUUUCCAUUCAAAACAUUGGUGGUGUCUUUAUCGUCAUUUUCGUCGGUAUCUUCUUGGCCUGUGUCACUCUGGCCAUCGAGUAUUGCUAUUUCAAAGUGAAACGCAAUCCCGAAGACGAUCAAGUCAUUUCGACACCUGAAAGUAGAACCAACGCUACUAAUAAUCGCAAAAAUUUGGAUGAUGCCUACACCAAGAAUUCCCAGAAGCCUUACAUCCUGGAUGACAAGUCAAGAGAUCCGUAUGGGGCAGACUACGGCUAUAAUUUCGGAGCCAAGAGAGAAUUGGAGCUCGAGGGAGAUGGACCUCGCCCACGCAAGGCCUGGUAAACUGGUAAUCCAAAGCAGGAGUCAACGGCCGGACAAGUUCAAACUACGUGAAUGUUACAUUCCAAAAGUUGGAGAAAUCGAUCUACAAGAAAACGACUCGUUUAUUUCAGUUAUUUUUAUCCGAUUUAUGCACAAAAGUAUAUAAUCCUAGUCUAUGAUAAUCGUUGGUAUAAUAAUAUAAUAUUUAAUUAUUUAGAAAAUAUUUCAGAAAAUAAAAUAUGCGCACAAAUGUAUCAUGGAAUGAUGUAGUUUUCGCAAAACUAUCGUAUACGCACAGCAAAUAGAUGACGAAUACAAAUUUGGAGAAAUGACCUUCUCAUAAUAAAA
Molecule: messenger RNA, 3280 nt
Organism: Daphnia magna
Lineage: Eukaryota; Metazoa; Arthropoda; Branchiopoda; Diplostraca; Daphniidae
Gene: Ir25a
Product: ionotropic receptor 25a
Biological process (GO): synaptic transmission, glutamatergic; modulation of chemical synaptic transmission; monoatomic ion transport
Cellular component (GO): postsynaptic membrane; plasma membrane
Molecular function (GO): glutamate-gated receptor activity; transmitter-gated monoatomic ion channel activity involved in regulation of postsynaptic membrane potential
Source: RefSeq, a predicted model, not a curated record